This is a messenger RNA of Prunus armeniaca (apricot), 225 nucleotides long. The record is from the annotation of a GenBank genome assembly. Lineage: Eukaryota; Viridiplantae; Streptophyta; Magnoliopsida; Rosales; Rosaceae.
AUGGACCAACACAAGACCGACGACAAUCUCCGUUACAUAGGUGGCCUCACACGUGUUCUCGCCGCUGAUGCCUCCAUUUCCUUUGCAGAGCUAAUGGUUAAGCUCACGAAGUUCUGUGGCUACUCUGUAGAUUUGAGGUGUCAAUUGUCGAACGAAGGUGUUCAGAACGCCGACUCCGGUGGUGAUUGCGAGAAGAAAGAAGAUGAAGACGAUUUCCACCGAUGA